AAAUACUGAUGCAACCCUCAGGAUCCUCUCAUCUGGCAUCAGUCAUGGAGGAUCUGUAUGAGGGUCUGCCACAAGUUGCAGUUGAAGAUGGCAGAGUGUCCAGGUUAUUAGGAUCCAACUUUUGUUAUGGAGGUUUUGCAAAGCCGGAGUACAUGGUAACAACAAUGUUAACAUCUCCACCUUGGUUGUCAGCUCGUCUUCUUUUAUCCUGUCCCCAAUCAGAUGACAUGAAAGGUGUCUUUGGAGAGCCCACAGAUUUAGAAACGUCAGAUCUGGAAUCCAUAUACUCUGCUCUCUUUGACUACCAUCAAGUGAAGAGGCAAUACACUUUUCAUUCUGAAGCUUUGAGAAACCUGAGUCAAUUUUUUGAAGAAGAGUGGUCAACUGUGCUGAAUCAACUGGACCAGAAUGAGCACGAAGGCAUCAUUGGAAAAUCCAUGGGCCAAAUAGUUCGCCUGUGUGGAUUACUUAAAGCUUUUGAGAAUGCUAUACUCUGUGCAAGGGCUAAAGAAGAGGAAAAGGAGGAUUUUGAAUGGGACUGGACCAUUGGAGCAGACAUUGUAAAAUGUGGAAUCGUACUAGGUAAGUAUUUCAUAGAGGAGAAACUGGCCAUGACUUUUAUGGUCAGUACAGGUUUCUUCAAUCAUUCAUCAGACAUGGACGGCACUGUGAAUGGCACUAAUGAAAGUGCAACAACACUUCCACAAACUGCCAUUCAGGAGAAUCAUUUCAAACCUAGCUUAUUUCCAAACAUUCAUCCAUCUACAUCAGCCAUAUCUGAUUCAGGACCAUUAAACACAGAUUCUGGAAGUCCAAGGCAAGGGUUACAGACCAGGUCCUCUUCUUUUAGUCUGGCUAAGCAGCCAGGAGAUGUUGACUUUAGUAACCUACCACAUGCACUGACAACUGCAGAAGAAGAUGUCAGUGAAAUGAUGCAAGCAGUAGAUUUUGUUCACCUUAACAAGACCCAAUUUGUUGCUGUUCACGGAAGGAGAAUCAAAAGACUUCUUGAGUGUUAUGAUGAUGGCCAUGGUGUGUCUGCUACCACUGCAGCUCAGAAAUCUAUAACUCCUCCUGUACGUAUUGAAGGGACAAACAAUCACCACCCAGCAUGGGCCAGUGCCUUAUUCUUCCAAAAAGUUGCUGAUUUAGAGCUAGGCAUUGCAGAACAGGGCAGACAUCCAACAAAUAGAAAAAUCUGCUGGAGGUUCAAAAGGAAACCCAUCAGUCAGCUACAGGAGAAAGAUUUCCAGCUAUUGCAAUAUCUUCGUGUUGAAAUGGACAAAUAUUCUCAGUUUGGAUCAGCUUCCUUCAACCCGAGUGUUAUGGUCAAUUCUGGUCUUCUAACUGUUCCACAAAAUAGCAGUCCGAAUUCCCAAACUCCAGGUAUUUCUAGUCCACGAAUGGAUGAUGACUCAAAUAGUCAAAACAGCACAAUCAAUAUUAAAAGUGAGAUUUACUGAUUGGUUUCUAUUAUUAGUGAUAUACAGAUUAUGUCGGAUUUAGAAUUCUUUUACAGAUCAUCAGUCUUGGUAAGUUUCUUUGACUUAAAUCAAGGGUGGUGGUGCGACCAUCAUGAUAACAGGAGCAAUAACCUUUAUUACUGCUACUAGUUCUUAUUAUUACUUAAUCUAAAAGACUCUGCAGCCUAACAAAUCUUGCUUCACAAUUUUUGUGCUUUUUUAACAUUCUUUUCAGAGACGAAAAUCAUUGCAGUCUCCUAAUAGACUAUCGUAAAUUGAUAUAUUUUUCUCAAAAGCUUUUGUCAUUUAGUUCCAUCCAAUGCUACCUGGUGUUGGUCUAUAUAUUUUGCUGAGGACUUUGUAUUUUUGUUACUAUCCAAGCUUCACUAGUUUUCAUUGCAAUAGUUUUUUUUUGUUUUAUAAAUAAUUGUCUAGAACUUUUGAUGCUGUUGCUUCUCAGCAUUCUUGAAUUAUGUCUUGCUGCCUGCAGAUAUUCUUGCCUUCACAUCUAGUAACAAUUCAUUAUUUCAGUCUAUUAAGGUCCUUGAAUAUUUAAAUUAAUUUAGUGUUUCAAAUGUAUAACAUGAUUUUAAUUCUUUCUUGUUUUUUUUUUAAACUUGUUGCUUUCUGUCUAGUAGGUAGUUAGGCCUAUAUCAUUAUAAAUUUAUUAAAAUAAAUUUUACUCUUUCUAUAAGUAUUAUAAUUUGUUAUAAGUUAUGUUACUAAAAGUAAAAAUAAAAUAAAAGUACAUUGUAUUAUAAUUUUUCAUGUGUCAGACAUUUGUGCAAACAACUUGAAAUAUGAUGUAUUAAAUAAAGUCCUUUUUUGUUGUUUUUAUAAUAACAUUUUUAUUGUGAUUUUGGAAUAGUAUCAAAUGUAUUUUCUUUUUGUAAUUGAAAAAACAUAACAUAGUUUUAUUACUGUGUAUUUUAUAUUAAACAAAUAACAUGCAAUAGAUGUGUGGAUUACUAAAUAUUAUAUGCAUGGAUAGUUUCAGAGACUAUAGUAGGAGUAAAUAAAUACUUGGAUGCUUGGGGGCCCUAUUAGGGGAAAAACUGACAAAAGUUUUGUGUGGUCUACCUGCCCAAAUGUGAUAUUUUAAUCAGAAAAACUAGAACAUUUAAAGAAAAUCUGAUUUUACCAUAAUACAUAGCUUUCUCAAUGGUUACUUUUUGUCUUCUGAAACCAUUUUGUUUGAAAGGACAUAUAGUACAUUGGCAUAACAAGAUACCAGUGGGCCCGGGUUUGAGAAUAUCUUGUUGGCCCCCCACCAUUAAGACGAAUGUAGUUUUGUGACAAAACAAUUGAGUAAUCUGAAUGUAUUGGCAUAUUUACCAAAAGACAUUUCAAUACAAGUAGUGUAGUCUUUUUUUUUAAUAAGUAGGCCUAAUUACCCUUUACGUUUGAUUCACUUAGGACUCCAAUAAUUAACAGUGUCUUUAAAGUUGUUUGUACAAUUUCUUAACAGAAUCAAACAACUUAAAGGGGUUUGAAAUGAAUACAAAAAAUGUUGUAUGAGUUCUAUUUCCCAUUAUACACAGUUAAAUUCGGAAAACACUUGUAGAUGUAAAACUAUUAAACAUUGAUACAGGCUAACAUCUUAUUCUAUGUCCAUUAUUUAACAGUAAAGAGAUCUAACAUUUAUUUACUAACAUUUUUCUGGCCCUCUGAGUAGAAAAGUCAGUAACUAGUGAAUCUAUUUCGAAGCUUUUGUCUGUUUCAUCAAAUAGCCUUUUAAUUGUCUGCAAUCGUGUAGUAGAGGAAAUCAAAAACUAUAUCAACAGCUCAAGAUCCAGCUACUUCAGCAGCCUCAAUAUUUACACUCUAAACAUUCAUUCUCCAAUGAUAUACUUCAUUCUAAUCUUCUUCAGAUGACUUUCUGCUGGAUCUAGAACUUUCCAACAUGUUUAACAUACUGUUGAUUGCGCUUACAAUUUUGUACUGGACAAUAAGCAGAACAAUGUUAUUGAAUGUUUCUUAUUUUCAUCAAUAGUGCUGCAGCUGGUUAUUGACAGUUCAUUAUUUAUUAAAGAAAGCAUGAAAGUCAGUUAGUCCUCUGACUUUUUAAAAAAUAUUUAUUUCUAAAUAUCAAUGAAAGCUUUUUUUUUUUUUUGUAAAUUGUAUUUUAAACAAAGCAAAAAGAAACAAAUUGAUCUUUGGAAAAAAAAAAGAAUAAUUAGCAGCUGUGUUGAAAUUUUUAUUAGUGACCAUCAGGACUAUCCCUAUAGACCUAAUUGUUAUUGUCUCCCUCCCCUUUCCUUUUUUUCUGAACAACACAUACCACAUUUUCUUAACCAAACUCUCCCCCUCCAUUCCUGCAAUACUAUUAAUGGUUUUGUGAAUAUACAGGACAAAAAAAGAAUGGAACAAUCUGGCAACAAUUGUCACCUUAAAUAAUGAUCAGGGCUAGACACCUUUACAAUAAACCUGACGGAAAGCCGCUGGUACACUGACUCUGCAUUAAAAUGCGGAUUUAUGUUUUAAAAUGAAUAUAAAGUUUCAGUAUAAGGUUUAAUACAUUUUGAGGGAGCUAUUUAGAUAAUAUUUUUGAAAUCGGUUCUUACUAAAGUUUUAUUAUUGUUUUCACAUUGGUGUCAUCCCUUCAAGUGGGUCCCAACAGGUCAUGAAUCAUGGCCCAAAGCGCAAUGAGCCCGGUUGUGCCAUUUUUGCUAUGCCACAGGCCCCUAUUGGUCGUGGGCCUGAGUUCAUUGAACCCCUUCAUGCCAUGGAUGCUACGCCACUGGAUAUUGCAGUAAAAUUAGUAUAGAGUACCAUAGAUAUUGGUAAUUAUGUUAAUUGGAUAUUUUUUAAGUAACAUUUAUAACUGGGGACUUAUAUGUUAAAAUAUUUUUUUAAGAAAAAUAUAUAUCAAUUAUAUAUAAAAUGUAUAUAUUUUGUGGUGUAUAAGCCUCUCAUAAUUAUUUUGAGUCCUUAUGAAUGCUCUGUGACAUGACAAGUGUGUGAGCUUGUUAGUUGUUUUGGUGACCAAAUGAUAUGAUGUUGAUUGAAACAAUGUACAUUAUGGAACUUACAUGUAAAACUUCUUACACUGUUGACAAGAUGUAAAAAAGAAAUGAGUUUGUAUAUAUUGUUUAAUAGUUUUUACAAAAAAUUUUUUCAUUUUCUAAAAUAAAAACUAAAUGUUAUUGUUCCUUUUUUAUUCACUAUGUCAUUCUGUAAUUUCAGGAUAAAAUAAACCUCUGAAAUAAAUGUCAUUUACUUCUUACAA
Molecule: messenger RNA, 4692 nt
Organism: Biomphalaria glabrata
Lineage: Eukaryota; Metazoa; Mollusca; Gastropoda; Planorbidae
Exons: 2
Coding region: 9-1463 (484 amino acids)
Source: RefSeq, a predicted model, not a curated record